AUGAGGGUAUUAGUAUUUACAGCGCUAGUGUGUUUAAUGUUUAAUGGUUCAUCGUCUAAUGGAUAUAAACAUGAAGAUUUCACAACAGAAUCUGGUGAAAAUUGUGCAGUUCCUAGGCCCUGUGAGGAAUCGAGUGAUGAUUUUUUCAGAAGACAAAGACCGUUCACAGAUAAUAUCAGAAGCAAUGUGAUAGAUACAAUGCGCAGAACUCCAAUGUAUAAUCUAAACAAAACACAAUCGAUUUUUGAUGCAUUUUCAGAUCAAUAUGAACUUCCAAAAGCUUGCAAUGGACCUUUAAAAGUUUACGACUUUAUUGUAGUAGGAGCAGGGUCAGCUGGCAGUGUAUUAGCAGCUAGACUUAGCGAGGGAAAAAGAGCGUCUGUUUUAUUACUAGAGGCUGGCCAAGGAGAAUCUAUAAUAUCCGGCGUUCCUAUACUGGCACCUGUGUUACAGCAAACUGACUAUGUAUGGCCCUAUUUUAUGGAACAUCAGCCUGGUGUUUGCUUAGGAAUGGAAAAUGAAAGAUGCUUUUGGCCGAGAGGCAAAGCCGUUGGCGGGACGAGUGUAGUCAAUUAUAUGAUUUAUACAAGAGGAAUGCCAAUAGAUUGGAAUAGGAUUGCCGCUAAAGGGAAUUACGGAUGGUCAUAUGAAGAAGUUUUACCUUAUUAUAUGAAAUCAGAAAGAGCGAAUCUGCGAGGGUUAAAAAAUUCUCCUUGGCAUGGGAGAGAUGGUGAAUUGAACGUCGAAGAUGUUCCUUUUAGGUCAAAACUCUCAAAGGCAUUCUUAGAUGCAGCGCAUUUACUCGGCAACCGCAGAGUAGAUUACAAUAGUCCCGAUGGAUUUGGUUUCAGUUUUAUUCAAGCUACAAUAAACAGAGGGAUCCGUACUAGCAGCGCGAAAGCUUUUCUACACAACAACAAAAAAAGGAAAAAUCUACACAUACUGACAAAAAGUUAUGUCACAAAAAUUUUGAUAGAUCCACAAACUAAAACUGCUUAUGGCGUCGAAUUUCAAAGACUGGGCCGUAAAUACACUGUCUUCGCCGAAAAAGAAGUCAUAUUAUCAGCAGGACCUAUUGAAUCGCCACACCUCCUAAUGCUGUCAGGAGUAGGACCUGCAGAUCACCUACGCUCUUUCGGAAUAAACGUCAUACAGGAUUUAAAAGUAGGCGAAACUUUAUACGACCACAUUUCUUUUCCUGGCAUAACGUUUCUCCUGAAUGCCACGCAACUAACUUUAGUGGAAAGGAAAAUAGCUACAAUACAAAACACUUUACAGUACACACAGUUUGGAGAUGGUCCGAUGUCUUCACUAGCGGGCGUCGAAACUAUUGGUUACAUUAAAACUAAUGAAUCAGAAGAAUUGGGUGACAUACCAGAUAUUGAAUUAUUAGGGUCGUGCGCCUCACUAGCUUCUGAUCAGGGAAAUGUUGUAGCCAAGGGCUUACAUCUUUCUGAUUGGCUAUAUAACCAGGUCUAUAAACCAAUUGAAAAUAUUGAUAGCUUUACUGUACUUUUUAUGUUGUUGCAUCCAAAAUCAAAAGGAUUAUUACGGCUUGGUUCUACGAAUCCAUUUCAACAACCAAAAUUGUAUGGUAACUAUUUAACUCAUCCGAAAGAUGUUGCAACUUCAGUUGCCGCCAUAAGGUAUAUAAUAAGAUUAAUUGAUACACCGCCUUUUAAAAAAUAUGGGGCAAAGUUGUAUAAAAAGAAAUAUCCUAAUUGUGCUCAGUUUGAAUUUGAUUCAGAUAAGUAUUGGGAAUGUGCAGUAAGAACAAUAACAUCAACUCUACAUCACCAAAUUGCAACAUGCAAAAUGGGCCCCGGUACUGACGAGUAUGCAGUUGUAGACCCUGAACUUAGGGUUCAUGGCAUUCGAAAUUUAAGAGUGGCAGAUAGCAGUAUAAUACCAAUAACAUUAGCAGCACAUACUAAUGCACCUGCCAUAAUGAUUGGCGAAAAGGCAGCAGAUUUAAUAAAAAAUACAUGGAAAUUAUAG
Messenger RNA from Leptosia nina, 1998 nucleotides. The record is from the annotation of a GenBank genome assembly. NCBI's taxonomy places the organism in Eukaryota, Metazoa, Arthropoda, Insecta, Lepidoptera, Pieridae.